Molecule: messenger RNA, 630 nt
Organism: Penicillium odoratum
Lineage: Eukaryota; Fungi; Ascomycota; Eurotiomycetes; Eurotiales; Aspergillaceae
Product: C6 transcription factor
Exons: 2
Coding region: 1-630 (209 amino acids)
Biological process (GO): regulation of transcription by RNA polymerase II
Molecular function (GO): DNA-binding transcription activator activity, RNA polymerase II-specific
Source: RefSeq, a predicted model, not a curated record
AUGUACCAUAGCUUUAUCACACAAACCAACAUUGCAAUAGAUUAUGUCUUCUUUAUCUAUUACUCAUGUGCUAGUGUUCCCUUCGAGGGGAGCGUCCUGGUCUUAUUUGAGCACGGUCGUCUUGCUAAUUGGGUUCUUCUUGACCAUGAUUUCCAUACGGGGAAGUUGGGUCCGAUCUUUAUGAAUAGGGCUCGAUUGGUGGCUGCGAGGGAUCCGCAGACCUUUGAGCGGAGAAAGAAGUAUACUUGGGAGUUGAAGCAGAUGAUCGUUAGUGAGUCUGCAAGGGAUCUGCCAUUGCGUCGGAUUUACGAGGAUACUUUGGAUGCGCUUAGGAGGACUCUAGGCGUUGUUAUGAAACCGGAUGAGGGGCCGAGGCUUCAGACUGCAGAUGUAUUUGCGUGGUUAUUUGAGGCCUCUGAUGAUUAUCUGGACUUAAUGGCGCGAGAGGAACCUUUUACGCUCAUCAUAUUGGAAUAUUUCUGUGUUGCAUUGCGCCAGAUUGAAUGGAUGUGGUGGAUGGAGGGGCUUAGUGGUCGACUCAUGACAAAGUUGAAUUCUGCGAUAGACGAAAAGUAUCGAUGCAGGCUACGAUUACCGCAAGAACAGAUAUGCUGGGCUCCAUCUAUCUGA